AUAAACCCUUUCAACUUACAUGCAUAUCAACCUCGCUUUAAUUUACAUCGCGUUUCUCUACAUGGAAAUAACAAAAAAACAAGGAAAAUAAUCGUUUUUGUUAACCGCUACAAACAAACAUUAAUUUUCAUCCAGAUCCAGUAUCCCCAGUAUUAAUCUGCCCAGUAUAAGUUAAACAUUCGAACGAAAAGGAUGUUCUUUAAACUAUUUCCCUUCACUCUUGUUACAUUAAUAACGCUCACUACAUUCAAAGUCAGUUAUAUCGCCAAUGGCCCGUGUGUUCGGCAAUUAACACAACCAUUCAACAUUAGCGAAGAGCCUACUUGGGAUGAUCGAAUUAAAUUGUUAUAUUUUGUUGACAUACUGGCCGGAAGAAUAUAUUCUUAUGAUCCUGUAACAACAAUUUUGAAUCAUAUUCAACUGGACGGUUAUGUUACACCCAUUAUUCCCACAGUGCAUGAUACCCAUGUAUUUGUGGCAGGGCUAAAUAGAACGCUUGUUGCUAUACGAUGGUAUCCUAAAGGUAGCAGAUUGGAAGCUGUUGGUACUCUUACAACAGUGGCAAAACAAUUUCCAUCUAGUCAAUUCAACGAUGGAAAAGCAGAUGCCAAAGGAAGAUUGUGGAUAGAAAUUUUUAUAGGUGGGGGAGAAGUUCAUCAAAUACUGACAAUGAGUAGUUUAUAAGAAAUCUACGACGUUCAUCUGCAAUUAGUUACUUAAAGCUAACAGUCUUAUUACUUACCUAUUACAUAACAAACCUAAUAGAUUUGCUUUAGUACAUAGCGCUAAUAUAUCUACUAUAUGCGUCGUUUUAAUUAUAAUUAUCUUCAAAAAAUAAUAUUUUUUGGUACUUUCAACACAAAAUCAAUACUAAAAACUAGACAAACAAUAAAUGUAAUCGUG
Agrilus planipennis (emerald ash borer) is the source of this 903-nucleotide messenger RNA. RefSeq names its product regucalcin-like. Gene Ontology annotation, molecular function: calcium ion binding; gluconolactonase activity. NCBI's taxonomy places the organism in Eukaryota, Metazoa, Arthropoda, Insecta, Coleoptera, Buprestidae. The record is from RefSeq and is a predicted model, not a curated record. Gene Ontology annotation, biological process: L-ascorbic acid biosynthetic process. Bases 193 to 684 code for a protein of 163 amino acids. The transcript is spliced from 3 exons.